UGGUCUCCUCGCCAGUGUGCCGCCGCGCAACGCUUUGUUUGCCUCCUUGAAGGCAAUAUUAAAAGGGUUCUGGCGCCGCUGCCUUUGUUUUACAUGUGCGCGCCUUCCAAUAAAGUUUUUUGACAAACGCCAGCCUUGGAUACAGUUUUGGACAAAUGGGUAGCAUCACAGAUGAUGAGGUUAUUCGGAAGCGUCUUCUUAUUGAUGGAGAUGGAGCUGGAGAUGACAGACGCAUUAAUGUACUCAUGAAGACAUUCACCAAAUGGUGCCACUCCAAUGUCUCGCCAGACGAAGGGUUUGUGCAGUAUCAAAGGAUGCUGACAUCUUUAGCUCAGUGUGAAUACUCCAUGGGAAAGACUCUGCUUGUGUAUGACAUGAACCUGAAAGAAAUGGAGAAUUAUGAAGAAAUCUAUGCAGAUAUUGGGAAAAGUAUUACAUCAGCACAUGAAAAGAUUGUAGAGUGCAAAAAAGAAAUCCUGAGAGCAAAAAGGAUACGCAAAAAUCGUCAAGAGUAUGAUGCUUUGGCCAGAGUUAUCAAACAACAUCCAGACAGACAUGAGACCUUAAAACGGCUUGAGGCUUUAGACAAAGAGCUCCAACAGCUUUCACGGACCAAAGAGAAUGUGGAGGACAAGUUGGAGCUUCGUAAGAAACAGUUCCAUGUCCUUCUCACCACCAUCCAGGAACUUCAGCAGACUUUAGAGAAUGAUGAGAAGAUGGAAAAUGAUGAUUCCCAGGAAAGCCAAAUGGAAAGUGGAGACUAGGCAUUUGUGUUUUUCCAGUUUUUCUGGUUUCGAUUGUUUGGAUGAUAUCUUAUUAUCCCGUUAUUUGCCAUGUGUUCCAAAACAGUCUUUUUUUUUUUUUCAAAUUUUAAUGUCAUUUUAUUUUGAAGUUUACAGUUGAUUGUGUACAGUUUUACGAUUGGCAUGACACAAUAAAGUUAUUUUACAA
Molecule: messenger RNA, 951 nt
Organism: Xyrauchen texanus (razorback sucker)
Lineage: Eukaryota; Metazoa; Chordata; Actinopteri; Cypriniformes; Catostomidae
Gene: thoc7
Product: THO complex 7
Exons: 8
Coding region: 156-764 (202 amino acids)
Biological process (GO): mRNA export from nucleus; mRNA processing
Cellular component (GO): THO complex part of transcription export complex
Source: RefSeq, a predicted model, not a curated record